Molecule: messenger RNA, 1941 nt
Organism: Indicator indicator
Lineage: Eukaryota; Metazoa; Chordata; Aves; Piciformes; Indicatoridae
Gene: KIF18B
Product: kinesin family member 18B
Exons: 13
Coding region: 1-1941 (646 amino acids)
Biological process (GO): microtubule-based movement
Molecular function (GO): ATP binding; microtubule motor activity; microtubule binding
Source: RefSeq, a predicted model, not a curated record
AUGGGAGGCUCUGCUCUGCAAUUGACCAAUGAGCGCAGGGGGCGUGGUCGGCGGGACUGUUUGAGAGCCCCUGCGGCGGAAGCAUCGGUGAGUGGCGCUCCGCUGCCGAAAGGCAGAGGGAAGGGGACGGCUGCGGGCACCAGGGGCAGUGUGCAAGGGCUGCGGGAGAGUGCGGGGACUGAGGGAGUGUGCGGGAGGCGGCGGUGGAAGCGCCCGGGGCCAAAGUGCACCCUCAGGACUUUCGAGCCCGGAGUUGUGUUCUGCGGUGUUCUUCAGCCAGUGCUUUCCUUGGAGCAGUGCUGCGCGGACCCUAAGGGCAGUGCCCUUAGUCCUGUGUCGUGGUCGCCGCCAUGGCGCCGGUUCCUCCCCCCCCAGGAGGGCACCGUGGCCGUCAUGGUGCGAGUGCGACCCCUUGCCCCCAGCGAGGCAGCCAUGCAGCCCCCGCUGCUGAGGGUCGUCGACCAUCACACCCUCGUGUUCGACCCUGAGGAGUCUGCUGGUCCCUCCAGCUGUGUGCUCCCUGCUCGCCGGACCAAGAACCCAGGGAAACAUCAGAAGUUCAUCUUCGACCGGGUGUUUGCUGAGCAGGACACACAGGAGGAGGUGUUCCAGCACACCACCCGUGGCAUGGUCGACACCGUCCUCGAUGGUUACAACUGCUCUGUGUUUGCCUACGGUGCAACAGGAGCAGGCAAAACCUACACCAUGCUGGGCUCGGAGAAGAGCCCUGGCAUCAUCUACCUCACCAUGGUGGAGCUGUACAAGAGGCUUGAGGCUAGGAAGGAGGAGAAGAGCUACGAGGUCCUGGUCCCCUUCCAGGAGGUCUACAACGAGCAGAUCCAUGACCUGCUGGAGCCCAAGGGCCCUCUGACCAUCCGUGAGGAUCCCAAGAAAGGAGCUGUGGUCCAGGGUCUCUCCUUCCACCAGCCCAGCUCCGCAGAGCAGCUCCUGCAGAUGCUGCUGAGUGGCAGCAGGAACCGGACGCAGCAUCCCACGGAUGCCAACGCCUCCUCUUCCCGCUCCCAUGCUGUCCUCCAGGUCUACGUGAAGCAGCAGGACUGUGCUGGUGGCCUCAGUGGGGCUGUGCAGGUGGCCAAGAUGAGCUUGGUUGACCUGGCAGGCUCGGAGCAAGCUUUGGUGGCCAACACCAGGGGUGAGCGGCUGCGGGAGGGAGCCAACAUCAACCGCUCGCUGCUGGCCCUGCUCAGCGUCAUCAAGGCGCUGGCUGAGGCCAAGAGCAAGCACAGCCACAUCCCCUACCGGGACAGCAAGCUGACGCGGCUGCUGAAGGACUCCAUCGGCAGCAACUGCCGCACCCUCAUGCUGGCUGCCCUCAGCCCCUCGCUGCUGUCCUACCAGGACACCUACCACACCCUCAAGUAUGCCAGCAGGGCCAAGGAGAUCAAGGUCUCGCUGAAGAGCAACCUGCUCAGCCUGGACUCCCAUGACUGUCCAUAUGUUGUGAUGUGUGAGCUGCUGCUGGGCAGGGCUGGGCUCUUGGCAGAGCUGCAGGCCAAGCUCCGUGCCUAUGAGGAUGCUGCCCGCAGGUCAGAGAGCCAGGUGCCAGUGCUGCUGCCUCCCCUCCCCUCCAGCCCAUUGGAGCUGCCCAGGUUGGAGGAAGCUGUCCCUAAGAGGUGCCUGCACCUCCAGAGCGAUGGAGAGCAGCAGGAGCUGGCAGCUGGGAGUCCUGUUCCACUGCAGCUGGGCUUGGAGGAGGCUCCAGAGGAAAUGUCUCCCAUAGCAACCCAGCAGGCAGAUCUCCAGCAGGACCCAAAGGAACCAGGCCUCCUUCUGCAGGGCUUGAGUGACAGCCAGCCAGAGGGAGUCAUUUGCCCCCUCGGGGGAGGGCAUCGGAGCCGCAUCCCCCAGCUCCGGAGCGGCAGGCACAGAGCUGCCACGUCCUCUGCAUCCCAGCCCCAGCACAUCCUUCAGGCCCUCUGA